GCAGUGUAGGGAGAGUAGCUGCAGAGAGCAGACGUGCUUCUGCAUCGAGCUUCAGGACCAGAACCAGACCAGCAGGCAGGGUAGCAGCAGGACAGUCUGCAGCAACAUUCAUCCUUAACCGGGGGUCUUGCAGUAAAGCAUGAUUAUUUACAAGGUCUUUGAGUUCCUGGACCUGACAGGCUGGCUGGUGUUCAUCUCAGUCUUUCUGCUGGUGGCGGAUAUGGUCAGAAACAGGAUUCCACCCAACUUCCCUCCCGGACCCCGACCCCUACCGUUCCUGGGAAAUGUCUUCACGGGAGUGGACUUCAAGACCAUGACAAAGCUGUCUGAGGAGUACGGGCCUGUGUUCAGCUUGAGGAGGGGAAGUGAGAGGGUUGUGAUUGUGUCCAGCUACAAGAUGGUGAAGGAAGCUCUGGUGAAUCAGCUGGACAGCUUUGCUGAUCGCCCCAUCAUCCCGUUGUUCCAUGUUGUCUUCAAAGGAAUCGGCAUAUCUUUAAGCAAUGGCUAUGUGUGGAAGAUGCAGAGGAAGUUUGCCAACACCCACCUGCGUCAGUUUGGCGGGGGGAAGAAGACCUUGGAGAAAAACAUUGAACAGGAGAGAACCUUCCUCUGUGAGGCGUUUCAAGAAAAACAAGGAAUGCCUUUCAAUCCACAUUACUUUCUAAAAAACGCUGUGGGAAACGUGAUCUCCUGUGUGGUGUUUGGUCAUCGUUUUGACUACAGAGACGACAACUUCCAGAACAUUCUGCGCUUGGACAAUGAAGCCGUCCUACUGUCUGGCACAGCAAGAGCUCAGCUGUACGAUGCUUUCCCCGGCCUCUUCAGUUACCUGCCAGGACCACAUCACACCAUCCACGCCAACUACCGCCAAAUCAUCAACUUCCUAGAGAAGGAGGUGGAGGCGCACCAGAAGGACUGGGACCCCGAGGAUCCCCGAGAUUUCAUCGACACGUACCUGACGGAGAUCGGCCAGAGGAUGGAGGACCCUAAAGCUGGCUUCAACAUUGAGUCACUGGUGGAGUGCAUCCUGGACCUGAUUGAGGCUGGAACAGAGUCUGCAGCCACUACUUUACGCUGGGCCCUGGUCUACAUGAUGAACUACCCAGAGAUUCAAGAGAAGGUCCAGGCUGAGAUAGACAGCGUGAUUGGACAGUCGCGGCAGCCCAACAUGUCCGACAGACCCAACAUGCCCUACACGGAAGCUGUCAUCCAUGAAACCCAGCGGUUGGGAAACAUCGUCCCAUUGGGCUUCCCUAAAAUGGCCAGCAAAGACUCCACUAUAGGGGGGUAUUUCAUACCCAAGGGGACUGCGAUUAUAACCAACCUCGCUACGGUGCUGUUCGAUAAGAACGAGUGGGAGACUCCAGACUCCUUCAACCCAGGACACUUCUUAGACUCACAAGGCCAGUUCCAGAAAAGAGAGGCCUUCAUGCCAUUCUCAGCAGGCAGGAGAGUGUGUCUGGGGGAGAACCUGGCCAGGAUGGAGCUGUUCAUCUUCUUCACCUCAAUGCUCCAGAGGUUCACCUUCUCUCCUCCACCUGGAGAGAUGCCCAGCAUGGAGGGACUCAUGGGGUUCACCUACUCCCCUGAGGAGUUCCUGGUGCAAGCCCACCUGCGUUGAUCCCUCUGGCUUGCUGUAGCCGGUCCUUUGAGAACCAGGGGAGCCUCCUGAAAGGGUUGUAGAAAAAACAUCACACUGCUGUAAUUAUGAUGAUGGAGAAAUGAUCAUGGUUUAUAUGAUUGAUAUAGAACCACUUAAUCACCUUUUUUACUUUUAUAUAUUAUUGAAAACCAGAUGCAAAGCUGUUGAUUGAUUAGAAUUGCCACUAAAGGCCAAAUGUGGAAGACCAGAUAGAUAGAGUUUGAGUGCCAGAGAGAGAAGUAUGUGUGUAGGCCUCUCCCAUGAAGGACUACAUAGCCCAGAUAUUGAGAACUACAACCGCCUGAUGUCAGGGGACAGAUUUAUGUCCUUAGACUCAGUGUCCCUGUGCAGCUGGGCGGCAAGGCCUCACGAGGGCCCUGGAAGGGGAAGGUAGAGGAAAAGUACUGGUAAUGUAAAUUUUGUGACGAUUGACCAACCGGGUGUGAAAUACAUAAAUGCAUCUGUGACCAGAGAUAAUGUACCAAUGACAAAAGAUCUUAAAAUAAUGGAAAGUAGAUAUAUAGGCAAAUGUCCGGAGAAAAAGGCCAGUCAGACUCCGGAGUCUACUUACGUUUGUUGGAAUCAAUCCUUUGUGUUGGAUUCGAAUAAACACUUUGCAUCUUACUUUUCUGCCUUUUCCGUGCUGUUUUAAAACUUGGAUAUUGGAUAAAAAACUUGGAUAUUGGAUAAAAACUUGGAUUAUUGUACUUUGACAAAAGGCUGGAGGACUUGGCUACUGGAACUACCAUUCUCUAUGUAGGGUGUGGUGUUACUACAUUAUAUAACCAGGUGACAUGCUUAAACGCUAGAAAAGUUAGUAAGUACGUAAUAUGUUGCACACAUCUUUUCUGACAAUCCUGUUAAAAUAUACAGCAAGACUGACUUUCUUCGUAAUUGUUUUUCCCCUGAACUAAAAGUACUAAAAGUAUACAUUAUUCAAAAACUGCUUGUUAUGACUUGUUUUACAUACCACUGACUUCUUGCUAUGAUGAACUUUGCUUCAAGUAAUGCACGUGGCUAAUGAUUGGUGAAUGACUACAGAAAAUGUGAGUUUGUGCUGGAGUUAAGUGUUAAGUUCCUAGAAUCAUUUACAGGAUCAAGUUCAGUUCUGUAGCUCAUGAAACGUUUAUAAUCUCUGUCCAAAUAAAACAGGAGACAUUCCCCAACAGUUCAA
Messenger RNA from Osmerus eperlanus (European smelt), 2816 nucleotides. Its product is annotated as cytochrome P450 2J2-like. The transcript is spliced from 9 exons. Gene Ontology annotation, biological process: xenobiotic metabolic process. Lineage: Eukaryota; Metazoa; Chordata; Actinopteri; Osmeriformes; Osmeridae. The record is from RefSeq and is a predicted model, not a curated record. The coding region runs from base 140 to 1621 and encodes 493 amino acids. Gene Ontology annotation, molecular function: oxidoreductase activity, acting on paired donors, with incorporation or reduction of molecular oxygen, reduced flavin or flavoprotein as one donor, and incorporation of one atom of oxygen; heme binding; iron ion binding. Gene Ontology annotation, cellular component: cytoplasm; intracellular membrane-bounded organelle.